AUGGCAAAAAUGUGAGAGCCACCUUCCAGUUCUCUCUCUCUCUCUCUCUCUCUCUCUCUCUCUCUCUAUGUGUCUCUGUCUCUCUCGGGUUCACUGAACAAAAAACCCAAAAUCCCAAAAGAAAAUUGAAAAUGCAUGUCAUCAAAACCCUAAAUCUCUUGGUACUCCUCCUUCUCCUCUGCAUUUUCCGGCGAUCCGUCGCCGUUGGCGGCGGUGGCGGAGGGGGAGGAAACACCAAUGGCGUCUACUCUCCUUGCUCCGACGCGAGGAUCCAGAGAUCCGACGGGUUCAGCUUCGGGAUAGCAUUCUCAUCGCGUCAGUCGUUCUUCUUGAACGAGACGGUUCUUCUCUCUCCCUGCGACCGCCGUCUCGGCCUCUCCGCCAUGAACGCUCAGUUCGCUCUCUUCCGACCUAAGGUCGACGAGAUCUCCCUCCUCUCCGUCAACACCUCCGAUUUCUUCCCGGACAACUAUGGCGGAUAUAUGGUAGCAUUUGCUGGUCGGAAAUAUGCUGCCAGGUCUCCUCCAGCUUUUGUCGCUAACAGCACUUAUAUAGUCACCAGUUUUACAUUGGUGUUCGAGUUCCAGAAGGGCAGGCUCAAUAACCUGUACUGGAAAAGAGACGGGUGUUCAUCGUGCAAAGGCAACCCUAGUUUCGUCUGCCUGAACAACCAGGACUGUGCCAUCAGAACCCCGAGCUGCAAGGGCCGUGGAGGUCCCGUGGACUGCAGCCUCGGGAUACAGCUAGCAUUCUCGGGCACUGACAAGCAUUUAUCAGUUCUCAACUCGUGGUAUGAAGUCGAGAAUCUUAGGCAGUAUUCUCUGUACGGUCUGUACUCAAACCUCAAGAACUCCCUCACUAGUCAGUUCAACAACUUCUUCUAAAAACUUUUAGGGUCUCCUUAGAAAAAGCCUGUGAUUCCAGUUCGUUUUCGCUUUAGUAAAGUUUAGAUUUAGCUCUAGUUCAUGUUACUUUCGAUCUAGUUUUGGAUUCUGCAAUGGCCGGUUUUCAAAGGCACUACUACCAAGAUUCGGUUACGUAAUCA
Messenger RNA from Tarenaya hassleriana, 1045 nucleotides. RefSeq lists its product as uncharacterized. Gene Ontology annotation, cellular component: cytosol; nucleus. Gene Ontology annotation, biological process: tRNA wobble uridine modification; protein histidyl modification to diphthamide. The record is from RefSeq and is a predicted model, not a curated record. The transcript has 3 exons. Lineage: Eukaryota; Viridiplantae; Streptophyta; Magnoliopsida; Brassicales; Cleomaceae. Gene Ontology annotation, molecular function: metal ion binding. The coding region runs from base 132 to 884 and encodes 250 amino acids.